This is a messenger RNA of Oncorhynchus tshawytscha (Chinook salmon), 2169 nucleotides long. RefSeq names its product transmembrane protein 121. The record is from RefSeq and is a predicted model, not a curated record. The transcript is spliced from 4 exons. Lineage: Eukaryota; Metazoa; Chordata; Actinopteri; Salmoniformes; Salmonidae. Bases 44 to 1045 code for a protein of 333 amino acids.
ACCACCCUACACUCUCCCUAACCGACCUCCUCCUGCCCCAGUCAUGAUGGUGCCCCCCCCUCCCACCAACCAGCCCCAUAUCUGCCUGUCCACCCUGCUGAUCAUGAGCAGUAUGGCCCUGAUCGAUGCCUAUCUGGUGGAACAGAACCACGGGCCCAGGAAGAUAGGUAUCUGUAUCAUGGUGAUGGUAGGGGACCUCUGCUUCCUCAUCGUGUUCCGGUACGUGGCGGUUUGGGUCGGGGCCGAGGUACGGACCGCCAAGCGAGGCUGUGCCAUGAUACUCUGGUUCCUCUAUAUCUUUGUCCUGGAGAUCAAGGUGUACUUUGUGUACCAGAACUACAAGGCUGACAGGAAGUCUCUAGAUGCUCUGGCCCGUAAGGCCCUGACCCUACUCCUCUCAGUCUGUGUCCCGGUGCUGUUUGUUGGUCUAGUGGCAAUAGACCAUAUGGAGUACGUACAGCCGUUCAAGAAGAAAGAGGAGCUGCGUAACAGGUUGUUCUGGGUGGUGCUGGACCUGCUAGAUAUCCUGGAUAUUCAGGCUAAUCUCUGGGAACCCCUGAAGAAAGGUCUCCCUCUGUGGGCUGAAGGACUGAUGUUCUUCUAUUGUUACAUCCUGUUGCUAGUCCUUCCCUGUGUCUCUCUUAGUGAGAUCUCCAUGCAGGGCAUCAAUAUAGUCCCACACAAGAUGAUGCUAUAUCCUAUCCUCAGCCUGGUCACCAUUAAUAUUUUAACCUUAUUGAUCAGAGGCUGUAACAUGCUGCUGUAUAGCGAUGCCCGGGUCAGUGGGAUCCUGAUAGGGAAGAAUGUGUUAGCUAUCAUACUAAAGACCUGUAGCUUCAUCCAGUACAGGAAGCAGUUACCGAACACUCCUCCUGCUUUCGGGUUGGAACGACAGAGGAACUCUGUACCACAUCACCAUGGUAACCAGGGUCUUGGACGCCCUGUUUCUAUAGUGAUGACCGCUCACCCGCAGGUGGUCCUCCCGGACCAGACAGCCCUGCCCCUCCCUCUGCCAGAGGUCACAACUACAUGUCAACAUACAUGACUGAGACCAGGAUCAUACCAUGUAUGUAUGUAUGACCCUCAAGAUAUUAUACACGGGACACACAGGAACAUCUGACUCAGGACAUCAGGACAUCAGGACUCUACAGGGCAAUGGUCAACAUCAUGUGAAAAACCUUGUAUGGAUAUUAUCACUGAUCAGAGGGACAACUUACACUUCUAAUAAAACAUAAAGCAGUAUAUGGAUAUUGUCACUGAUCAAAGGGACGCAGGAUCCUUAUGGAGUAUAGCGCAGAGACAUGGAGAAUGUUUAUGAAGAACCUUGAUACAAAGAAGAUUAUAAUACCAAUCUGAAUGUAUAUUAUCAUUGGAACACAGUGGAAACUCUCCUUAAGGAUAAUAUGGUGACAUGGACAACACCUUCUAGUGUAAAUAACAGUAUAUCUAGACUCUUAAUAUUUGCCCUGUGGAUUCAGAGAACAGUAUCUCCAGACUCUGCAAAUUAAAGACUUUCCUCGGUGGAUUCUCUAGACUCUGUUAAAGACAACACAUUCUGGUGUAAAGAACAGGAUCUCUAGACUCUGUUAAAGACAACACAUUCUGGUGUAAAGAACAGGAUCUCUAGACUCUGUUAAAGGCAACACAUUCUGGUGUAAAGAACAGGAUCUCUAGACUCUGUUAAAGACAACACAUUCUGGUGUAAAGAACAGGAUCUCUAGACUCUGUUAAAGACAACACAUUCUGGUGUAAAGAACAGGAUCUCUAGACUCUGUUAAAGACAACACAUUCUGGUGUAAAGAACAGGAUCUCUAGACUCUGUUAAAGACAACACAUUCUGGUGUAAAGAACAGGAUCUCUAGACUCUGUUAAAGACAACACAUUCUGGUGUAAAGAACAGGAUCUCUAGACUCUGUUAAAGACAACACAUUCUGGUGUAAAGAACAGGAUCUCUAGACUCUGUUAAAGACAACACAUUCUGGUGUAAAGAACAGGAUCUCUAGACUCUGUUAAAGACAACACAUUCUGGUGUAAAGAACAGGAUCUCUAGACUCUGUUAAAGACAACACAUUCUGGUGUAAAGAACAGGAUCUCUAGACUCUGUUAAAGACAACACAUUCUGGUGUAAAGAACAGGAUCUCUAGACUCUGUUAAAGACAACACAUUCUG